Emiliania huxleyi CCMP1516 is the source of this 939-nucleotide messenger RNA. RefSeq lists its product as hypothetical. The coding region runs from base 1 to 939 and encodes 312 amino acids. The record is from RefSeq and is a predicted model, not a curated record. Lineage: Eukaryota; Haptophyta; Isochrysidales; Noelaerhabdaceae. The transcript is spliced from 4 exons.
AUGUCAAAGAGCGGCGCUACCGCAACCUCCAUUCGCGCUCGAGCUCUUGCGUGGGGCAAGCCUCGGGGAGCGAGAGCGGCUGAUCUCGCCACCGCGGCCGCAGAGGAAGAGGACGGAGAUGCUCAAGUGGGCUGCACCGCCUCCCAGAACAACGAGGCGGAGCUCCGCAAGCUCAGGGACGAGAACCAGUCGCUCAAGGACGAGAACCAGUCUCUCAAGAACCAGUCGCUCAAGCAGGUCGAGAACCAGUCACUCAAGGACGAGAACCAGUCGCUCAAGGACGAGAUCCAGUCACUCAAGGACCAGCUCCACAACUUCGGCACGCCGAGUGCGAUCGCCCCUUCGCGCGACGGCAAGGUCGACGCGGAGCCCGCAGCGGAGUGGGGCGUCGCUGGCUGGGUGGACUCCCUCGCCCUAACCGAGGUUGUGGCCGAGGCGCUGAAGGAGCCGGCAGGAACCAGAGACCCGUUCAAGUACGUGUGCAACCUCUCGCUCGCCGACCUCGAGAGCAAGCUCGAAGCGGUGAAGCUGAGUGGACUCGCUACGCUCCUCUGGUCCGCCAUUGAGAAGCUGCGCGGCCAAAGCGCCGCGACCGGGGCGGCGCUGAACGCCAAGUUCGCCGCGGAGGGCGACGCGUUCAAGGGUGAGAUGGGCUUCGGCGGCGUCGAGCAGUUCUACGGAGGCCUCGAGAAGCUCAUCGGGCCGCCGCUCAUGGUGGACGGCUCGCUCCUCAAGGCCAUGGAGACGGAGCACUGCGCAGAGAAGGAUGCGGACGUGCCGUUCGACACGUCCAACGGCAUCGAGGGUGCGACCUCCAAGCUCGAGUGGGAGUUUGUCGUCGCACCCGUGGUCGCGGACCAGGACAGCCGCUACGCCGAGCGUGGCGGCGACUUCCGCAGGAGGAAGCCACACCCUGUCAGGAGCGGAUCCGUCAGUUAG